Messenger RNA from Dreissena polymorpha, 954 nucleotides. RefSeq lists its product as uncharacterized. The transcript has a single exon. The coding region runs from base 1 to 954 and encodes 317 amino acids. The record is from RefSeq and is a predicted model, not a curated record. Lineage: Eukaryota; Metazoa; Mollusca; Bivalvia; Myida; Dreissenidae.
AUGAAGAUUGAACAAGUGGUCAAAGUUGCAGAGAUCGAAGACGAUGCUCUGUUAGGAUAUGACAUUUUGAAAGGUUCAAAAGGUGGUCCGGCGGAUAUCCUUCUUAGCAGCAAUAAAAUAAUUCUUGACGGAGUGGAGAUUCCAAUUUUUCAAGUAGGAAAGCACAAAAAGACCAGGCGAGUGAGGGUAGCUGACGACACAAAAGUACCUGGUUUAACUGAGAUGAUUAUAGAUGUUUUUGUGGAGCGAUAUGAGGAGGACGAAGCUGACGAAUGUGAGUUCGUAAUAGACCCAGAUGACAGGUUUUACGAUCAGUACCCUUUGCAAAUGGCAUCAACAUUGGUGGAUUUAAAUCGAAAUCCAACCUGCCAAUUAAGAGUGUUGAAUCCAAGUGACACAGUGGUGGAGUUAAAACAGGACGCAGUUAUCGCACAAGCUGAGAGAGUUGAGAGAAUAAUUAGUGUAGUAUCUCCGGCUGAAAAUGCAGGCAAACAGCGUGACCGUUCAAAUAUUCGCCGAAUACAGGUUGAACAACAAUCAACGGAUAGUAAGACAAUAGAGUUUCAAGAAGCCAGUGAGUCUGAAGUGCCAGAACAUUUGAUACCACUUUACAAAAAGUCAAUAGAAGGCAAGUCUACAUGGGAAAAACGGGUUAUAGCCGGUACCCUACUAAAGUUUAGUGAUAACUUCUCAAAAACAGAAUGGGACAUUGGGCUCACAACGCUGGCUGAACACUCUAUUAAUACGGGCGACGCAGAGCCAAUAAAACAGAGACCACGACGGGUGCCAUUGGCGUAUGCCGAACAAGAAAAGACGGCCAUAGAUGAUUUGCUGCAGAAGGGCGUGAUACAGAAGAGUACCUCGCCAUGGGCAUCACCUAUUGUUCUCGUAAAGAAGAAGUCUGGUGCCAUAAGACCCUGCGUAGAUUAUCGGAAACUGAACGCUUUGGUUUAA